UAAUUGUCAAUUUUUGUUAGUUGUGCUCAGGCUUGGAAGCAUUUCGAAGACUAUUUGGUUGUAAACAGAGAAAAAUUAAAAUUUGAGAAAUGGAAAGUUCCACUUACAAGUUGGUUUAUUACGAUGUAAGGUGGGAAGGCGAGCAGAUUCGGUUGAUGUUUGCGUAUAAGGAAGUUGAGUUUGAAGAUAUUCGAAUCAAAUUACAACUUGGUGCAGAAGAUUGGCCUGUCCCGAGUCAAUUGUUCGAUCAGAUUCCGAAGGAUAUUCAAGACAAGUUACUGUUGGAGAAAUUACCUCUAUUGGAGCUUAGCAAUGGGAAAACGAUUUCUGGUGCACGAGCGUGUUCGUUGUUUGUUGCCAAAAGGUUUGGAUUAUUGGGUUCAGAUGAAUUCGAAGAAGCGAAAAUUAAUGAGAUUUUGGAUGCCUCUCAAGAUUUUAGUGAAGCAUUUUACGCAAUCCAGUUAGCGUCAACUAAGGAAGAAAAAGAAAAGGUCAGCCAAAAUGUCGUCGCAGUGGUGACACCGAAAUACAUGAAUCUCUUCAAUAAACUGGUUGAGGAGAAUUCAAGUGGCUUUAUGGUUGGCAAUCAGUUGUCGUUGGCCGAUUUGCAUGUUUUCAAUAUCGUUUGUACACCGGAUGGAAAACCGGCUCGCCAUGUUACAGACGGUCGUCCCGGGCUGGAAAAAUUGGUAGACAAAGUGUCACAAAUACCGCAGAUUCAAAAAUGGUUGGAAGCUAGACCGAAAAGUAUUUUCUAAAAAAAAGUAUUUUGUCGAUAUAAAUGUUUUAAUAAGACCGUAGAAUUGUAUAAAUGGUGAGAGAAAUAAAAUAUUUAGUCUAGAA
This is a messenger RNA of Bradysia coprophila, 843 nucleotides long. RefSeq names its product glutathione S-transferase 1-like. The record is from RefSeq and is a predicted model, not a curated record. Gene Ontology annotation, molecular function: glutathione transferase activity. Gene Ontology annotation, biological process: glutathione metabolic process. NCBI's taxonomy places the organism in Eukaryota, Metazoa, Arthropoda, Insecta, Diptera, Sciaridae.